GCAAUCGAGAUAUUACCUAUUGUAAGGAGAAAUGGCGGACAUCGGACGAUUGUUCUUAUUCGUUUUCCGAAGAAAUAGUGACUACAGUGACGAAAAUUUAUGAUGCUCUCCGGGUUCCCAUAGCCCAGUCUCUGUUAUGUGAAACUGGGCUGCCUCAUUACCCCUGAGAGGUGGUUAAGAGUAAACUCUGAGCUCUCGUCGAAUACAAAUACCACGAGUUAGGCACUAGUCAUGUCAUCAAAAACAUUCCUUUAUUUGCAUCGUAUUACAUUUAUCUCGAGUAGAGAACUAUCCUAAUAUGAGCAAUCUUUACGACGUUAUCAUUGCGGGCGCAGGGCCAGUCGGGCUCUUUUUAGCCUGUGAACUAGCGAUGGCAGACGUCUCUGUACUGGUGCUAGAGCGCGAGUCCGAACCCAACUCUCCCUCGAAGGUUGGACCGCCGGGUAUGCGAGCGUUGAACACGGCAUCUAUGGAGGCGUUCUACCGACGCGGACUACUAGACAAAGUCACACCUCCAAGCAAGCGACCGCCAAACUUCCAGAAGAAGCCCGGGUUUCAGUUUGCUGGGUGCUGGAGUUGACACACGCACGCGGCACAGGUGACAGUUCUGAAACUUGGGCCACACGGCGCUUCUCUUCGCCAGCUCGUGAGCGAUCUAAUCGAUGCGGAUGAUGGCCAUAACUUGUUCCUCGGCCGGGUCUGGGGCUUGUCUCAGCGGCAUGAUCUCGGCGACCCGCAUCCUCUGGUCGGGGCCGGCGCCCCGGAUUUCGAGUUUAGUGACGGAUCAAGGCUAGGUCCUAAGUUGGGGGGAGCGCGAGGCCUUAUUGUCGACUUUAGUGAUGACGCAGCGCUUAAGAAGCUGGCUGAGGGGUAUAAAGCUAGGGUUGAUUAUGUUAGUGUUGGUGCCUUGUUGGUUCGACCUGAUGGUAUUGUUGCUUGGGUGGCCGAGGGGAGUCUCGAUAUUGAGGGGGCUAAGGCUGCUUUAACGCGUUGGUUCUGAUUUAGUCUAUAAAGGGGAUGCCGUGAGG
This is a messenger RNA of Daldinia loculata, 1028 nucleotides long. RefSeq lists its product as uncharacterized. Bases 299 to 580 code for a protein of 93 amino acids. The transcript has a single exon. The record is from RefSeq and is a predicted model, not a curated record. Gene Ontology annotation, molecular function: FAD binding. NCBI's taxonomy places the organism in Eukaryota, Fungi, Ascomycota, Sordariomycetes, Xylariales, Hypoxylaceae.